AAGGCGGAUUAAGACUGGCAAGACAUUAAAUCCAACCUCCCUCCACACAGAGGCAGCGCGCAGCCUAUCAACCUGAUCUGAAGAUCGAAAAUAGGAGGGCUUAUAAUAAUCAGCCCUUCAGACCCAUGACAAGGAAAAGUGCGGCGGCGUCGCGGGAGCGCUCGGCUCAAAAAGCAGGACGCUCACUGGCGCCGCGCGCUCAGCACACCGCCUAACCAACCAGAGGGCGCGCACACCGACGGACGGGCAGCGGCGGGCACGGCGGCAGCCUCCCGUCACAGAUGCGUUUUUAAAGCCAACUCCGACGCGUUGGAACCGGACGAGAGCGAGGGACGGGGAGAAGCGGAGCGGCACGCGGCGCACUUUUUGGGGGGGGGUUUGAACAGAGUGCCGUUGAACCUUCGUUUUCUCCGGAUGCUCAGAAAUGGGGGAAUGGACUAUACUAGAGAGGCUCCUGGAGGCUGCUGUCCAGCAGCACUCUACUAUGAUAGGAAGGAUCCUACUAACAGUGGUGGUGAUCUUCCGGAUUCUAAUCGUAGCAAUAGUUGGAGAGACUGUCUAUGAUGACGAGCAGACCAUGUUUGUAUGUAACACGUUGCAACCGGGCUGCAAUCAGGCAUGCUACGACAAGGCAUUUCCCAUUUCACACAUUAGAUAUUGGGUUUUUCAAAUCAUCAUGGUGUGCACCCCGAGUCUGUGUUUUAUCACGUACUCGGUGCACCAGUCGGCCAAGCAGAAGGAGCGGCGCUACUCCACGGUCUAUCUGACGCUAGACAAGGAUCAAGAUUCGCUGAAACGCGACGAGAGCAAAAAGAUAAAGAACACCAUCGUUAACGGAGUACUUCAGAACACGGAGAACUCCACCAAAGAAGCCGAGCCAGACUGCUUAGAAGUCAAAGAGAUCCCUAAUUCGGCCAUGAGAACUACAAAAUCCAAAAUGAGGCGACAAGAGGGCAUCUCCAGGUUUUACAUCAUCCAGGUGGUUUUCAGAAACGCGCUGGAAAUAGGCUUUUUGGUGGGUCAGUAUUUCUUAUAUGGAUUCAACGUCCCGUCUGUGUACGAGUGCGACCGCUACCCCUGCAUCAAAGACGUCGAGUGCUACGUCUCCAGACCCACGGAGAAGACGGUGUUCCUGGUCUUCAUGUUCGCGGUGAGCGGCUUUUGCGUGGUGCUCAACCUGGCGGAGCUCAAUCACCUGGGCUGGAGGAAAAUCAAGACGGCCGUGCGGGGCGUGCAGGCGCGACGGAAGUCCAUUUACGAGAUCCGAAACAAGGACUUGCCCAGGAUGAGCGUGCCUAAUUUCGGCCGCACUCAGUCCAGUGACUCUGCGUAUGUGUAGCACGUGGGGGGGACAGAAGACGUGUACAAACACAUGGACAUGACGGACAGAUCCGCACGCCUAAUCCGUGUCAUGACUUAGAGUGGGCCGACUUUCCUUUCGUUGUUUUUGAUUGGUUUGAAGGACUACAUGGCAAGCGUGGAUUACACGUUUGUUUCUUUAUUAUUGCACUGAUGCAACUUUUUAAGUAACGUUUAUACUCUGUAAGAUGCUGAACGGAGACCGUGUAAACGUGUUCACAUAUUUACUCCUUGUGGGCUGUUCUGCUGUACUUGAAGAGAGUAAACGCAAAAAUUGCACUAAGAGGUGAACGCUUGAGAGCCUGACCUUAUCCAAAAUGUGCUACUGACCUGACAGUGUUUUUAAGGCUUUUUCUUUCCAACUCUUUUUGGCACCAACCUAAUUAGACGACACCAUAAACAGUGGUUGACCAUUCAGAUUUAUAUAUGCAUAGACAUAUGAAUCCAUGCUGACUCUGGUGCGACCUAGUGGAAAUACAUCAGCGUAAUUCACGUUUUUUUGUUGCCUGUGUUGCACCACUGACCUUAACAUAUGUAACCAUUCCACUGCUUUAUAGCUAACUUGCAAAACAAUAUCUGGUGAAUUUGCUGCAAACGCUAACGUCUGUGACUUCCUUAAUUUAUGACACACCAAAGCGCCCACUGCUUUUAUUUGUGAAGUGUUCUCUUGCUUUUGUGUAAUCAAGUGCCAUACUUGUAUAUAAACAUAAUAUAUAUGUAUACAUAUAAAUAUAUAAAUAUAUAUACUAAUCAUCAUGAAAGCUGAUUCCCUGCUUGGAUUAUGCUAAAUGCAGCCCAAUUUUUUUAUUUGCUUCAGAUGCAUUUGUUGUAAUUUAAAUGAUAAAAAAGAGAGUUCUCUCUAGUUGAUUUUGCAAAUGACUGGAAAAAGAAGUGAAGUGCUAGACUUUUUUACAAAUGUCUCUCCUCAAUCAAAGCUGGUCGAAACUGAAAAACAGCACAAAUUGACAUUUUUAUCAGAGACUGGGCAAUACAAAAUCGGCUCUGGUGCUACAGUUUUUCAUAGAAUGGUUUUAAAUGUAACCGAAACACACCAGGAAACGACGACAAACAUCCUUUUUUUUCUGUGGAAAAUAAAAGUGGGAUUCAUGUACACCAGAAA
This is a messenger RNA of Betta splendens (Siamese fighting fish), 2479 nucleotides long. It is a transcript of the gene gjd2b, whose product is annotated as gap junction protein delta 2b. The coding region runs from base 425 to 1339 and encodes 304 amino acids. Gene Ontology annotation, biological process: cell communication. Gene Ontology annotation, cellular component: connexin complex. The record is from RefSeq and is a predicted model, not a curated record. The transcript has 2 exons. Lineage: Eukaryota; Metazoa; Chordata; Actinopteri; Anabantiformes; Osphronemidae.